Darwinula stevensoni is the source of this 6334-nucleotide messenger RNA. The record is from the annotation of a GenBank genome assembly. NCBI's taxonomy places the organism in Eukaryota, Metazoa, Arthropoda, Ostracoda, Podocopida, Darwinulidae.
AUGAAUUGGAACAAAGGAAAGAAAGCAUUUCCCAAGCACUUCAAGAAUUGUGCAGAAAAACUGAAUCAUCUCGAGCGGCAAUGCUUCAAUCCAAUUUUGAUUGAGCUGCAGCAUUUGCAGAAACUGGCAGAUGUACGCCUGGAAGUGAAUGGAGACAUUAUCAGGUGUCAUGCCAUAAUCCUGGCAACUCAUUGUGCUCUCUUUGAAGACCUCCUUUCCCAGCUGCCCCCUUUGCCUGUUUAUCAUAUGAUUCUUGAUGGGUGGGACUCAGAAAUAGUCCGGCACUUUGUGAGCCUCCUGUAUGUAGGACACCUGGAAGCUUCAAGCAAUGUCCUUACUGAGGUUCAACAGUUGGCAAAAUAUGUCAAAUUCAGGGGUACCUUCGAGACUGAGGUCUUGCCUGAAGAGGAGAGACCCAGUCUUCCUACCAAGAAAUUCAAUGGACUCACAAUAAGAGCUGGUGAUCCUGUGACUCUGACAAUCGAUGAAGACUCACUUAAACAGUCUCAAGCACGUGAUGUCAAUCACCUGGCUAACCGUCUGAUGGAUCAGCUUUCUCAGUGGCACAGUUUUGAAUUUCAUCCCAGCUCAAAUCCCAAUAAGAAAUAUAGAUCUUCACCAGUGCAACAACCUGUAACUAAUCUUAGGAAAGAUCAGGAGAUUGCUGCUGAGACAGAUGCUCAGCUUGAAUCUUCUCCAAUGAAGCAACUUGUGACUCUUUCUGGAAAAGGAGAUGAGGAGCCUGCUUCUGAAACAGAUAUUCUAGAUGAAUCUUCUGCAAUGAACCAAUCUGUGACUUCUCCAGUAGGAGAUGAGCCUACUGCUGAAACAGCAUCUCACAUUGAAUUUUCAUCAAUAGCACAACCUGUGACUUCUACUCAGAAAGGAGUGAAAAAGGUUGCUGCUGAUAGAGAUGCUCAGAUUGAUUUUCAAUCUGUGAUGCGUUUCUUUAGAUGUAUUUUGGAAGGAAAGUGUGAUAUUGAUGUUCUCAGACGUCUGUAUGAAGACAUUAAGUUGCAUACAAGGUGUCAAGUCACAUACCCUGCACAAUUGCAAGACAAUGUGAUUCCAGUUUUGAAUGAUGACAACCUGCAUCAUGAUAAACUAUUUGAAGAUAGAAGCAACCAAAGCUGUAAUAAGAAAAAUAUGUCUCUGCCAGUGAAACAACCUGUGACAUCUAUGGGGAAAGGAGAUAAUGAGGAAAAGUGUUGUGAUAAUUCCUCUGAAUAUACCAAUAUGGAAAUGGACAAACAUCAUGAUGUACCCACUGAAGGCACAAGUCAAGAGCUUUGCAAAUACUCUUCAAAGGAAUCCUCCACCAUCCAGACUAUGGAGGAACCAAGCUUGAAAGCUGAUUCACUUCAGGAUUCCACCUAUAUGCAACCUAGCAAAUGGCCCCAUAAGGUUGCAGCAUACAAGUGCAAUACCUGCAAUAAGUGCUUCGAGUCAUCAAAUGGUCUUGAUGAUCAUUUAGUUGGGGAAGAGCAUAAAAAGACAUUGACUGAACAGUCAGCAUCUAUAUCUAGGAAGCUUGGUCCAUUUCGAGCAUACAGAGAAAGCCAAGCUUCUGAAGAACCACAUAUUCAGAAGCCAAUUCCAAAACUGAAGAUAAAGAAGCUGCGAGAGAUUGCUCAAGCAUCAACAGAAUGGACUGGAAUCUCUGACAGCUAUUUUCCAUGCAUUAGAAAAGAAGGGGACUUGACAGAUUUCAAUGUGGUAAUUGAGAAGACUGAGUUCCACAUGUGCCCUAUCUGCAAGUGUAUGUUCAUCAGUCUCUUCUCCCUGCAAACACAUAUGAAGCAAAAUUACAGUGUCCAACACAUGUGCUGUGCCUGCCAGCAACACCUCCCCUUCGACCUUCUCAUUCCACACCUUCGGCAGGUGCAUGAUAUUAAUCAUCCAAAGAAACUCCUGAAAGACUUUGGACUUCAGCAAUCACCAAUGAAUGAGGACUUUUAUGAUGAAGAUGACAUGGAUGAGAUCUUAAACAGUGACUCAGACUAUUAUCUUCCCCAAUCAGACACCUCUUGCAGCAGUUCAGAUGAAGAGGAGUUCUUACCUAAUGCCCGGAACCGACGCCAAAAUCGACCUGCAGGAGAGAAUCAACCAUUGAAACUCAAGAAGAAAGCCAAGAAGAACAUCUGGGCAUCCCUGCCAUCAAUAUCUACAAAAAGGCGGAAGAAGCGCCAGAAAGGUACCAAAGAGCGAAUGCAAAGAAAGAAACCUCGUAUCAGCUAUGAGGAAUGCAGUGAGCUUGAAUCUGAUGAGAGCCUUGGGGCAGUGGACACCUAUGGAAUGGAGCCAGAGUCACUUCUCAAGCUAGCUAGAGAACGACCUGAAAUUAAUCAUGUUGACAAGGAUGAAGCUCCCUAUUGUGGUACUACAGAAACCCUGUCACAGUCAAAGCAGACUGAAGAGUGUGGUCACAAGGAGGCCCAAACAAAUGGAACUGAAGGGGUGUUAGAUCAUAAUGAUCAAUUACCAGCAACUGAUGCAACUAUUGAAUUUAAGGAUACACAUCACAAAAGUCAUCUGGAAGAGAAUGACAGUCAUCAUCAGGCAACUCUGGAGAGAGACAAGGAAGAGAAUCACUGUGUAGGUGAAGCAAUGCUCCCUCAAGACACUAACUGUGUAUUCCAAGAAGAGCAAGAAGCAGCCAUUUCAUCCCUCAGAAGUGAUGACCCAGAAGAUGGUAAUGAACCUGAAAACACCCAUCAAGUUCAUGUAGAAAGCACAGAGCAAGACAGCAGGAAAGGUGAGGUUGAAGUGGAUAAGAACAGCAACAUAGUUGAUGGUGAACAAGAUCCAACAUCUCCAUGUGAUGCAGGAAGAUCUGUGGUGGAUGCUGAGAAGAAGGAUCAGGAAAUACAGAAAGAGAAGAUAGGGCAGGAACCACAACAAGGGAGAAGUCUUGAGGUGCAAAAGGUUUCUCAGCCAGCUGAACAAAACCAAACCACAGGGAGGAAGAAUGGAGAAUCUUCUCGGAAUUUAGCUGAAAAAGGUAAUUUUCACCAAAGGGAAGAAAUUGGGAGCAUAGAGGAACAAGAAAGAGAAAGAGAAGAGACUGAAUUCCCCUAUCCUGGAAAAAUGGAGGUUGAAUCAGAUUAUGAAUACGAUGAUGAGGAUGAGCAAGAGACUGAUGAUGAUGGUGAUGAUACGAAGUUCAAACUAGAGCCAACCAGUCCCUCCUCUCCUGAUGUUCCAAACAUCCACAAUUCAUCAUCCCCUCCUCCAGCCAGAGCCGAACACGUGAAGCGUGAUUCUCCAACUCGAUUGUUUGUGUUUGAACCCCCACCAGCUAUUCCAUUGGCACCAAAGACAAAUCUUUCCGUCCAGUGUUACAAAGGCCAGAAGGCUCAGCAAUUGGUUGAAGCAAUUCAAAAGCCAGAAAUCCCUGCACUGGUGUCAAGAUCUUCCAUCACCCGUAGACCAGUUCUUGAGCGCUUACCAGACAAUAUAGCCAUAUCUAUGGUUGACAGUUCAUCAAGCAGUGGUUCCUUGGUUCCAACCAUUCCACAACCACCUCAGCAAAGACCUCAGCAUUGGCAGCAGUCGCAGGGAAUCCCAAGAGCACCACCUCCAUUGGUACCAGGUGGAGUUUCAAUCCCUCCAAUGCGACAGAUGAUGCCAAGAGCACGAGCUGCUGUCCAUGGUCAGGCUCCUGCACAGCAGCAGCCCAUGGCACUUAUGCAUAUGCAGUAUGUUCAACAGCAGCAACACAUUGCACAGCAACAGGAGCAACAUGCACGCCUCCUGCAACAGCCCAGACAGUCAACAUUGUCUACAGCAUUGAACACUCAACAACUGAAAGAAACUUCCAGCCUUUAUCUCCGGGGUCAGCAGCCCUCUUCAAGCAUCUCCCUCCCAGGUCAACAGCCCCCUUAUGUCUCCCAUCCAGGUCAACAGCCCCCUUACAUCUCCCACCCAGGUCAGCAGCCCCCUUCUGUCUCCCUCUCAGGUCAACAACCCCCUUCUAGCAUGGUCUACCUGGGUCAGCAGCCUUCAAUGAGUGCAGCAAAGACAUCCGUUAUUGUUGGAGCUCAGAGGCAAAUGCAGCCACCGUCUUCCACAAGUUCAUACAGGGGUCAGGUUCCCACCCUGUCUGUAUCUAGUGCAUUCCAACAAGUGUCUCAUCCAGGACAUUACCGUCCUCCAGCUCCCCACUCCUCUCCAUUUGGAUCCUUCCCAACAUUGGUUCCACGUGCCACUUACCCUCCUCGGCAGAUAGCCCCCCUUGGUAUGUAUCACUCUCAGGGUCCUGGAAAUCAACCCACUCUCACUCCACCCUCUCUGCUUUCCCCAGCCAGGUCCUAUCAAGCUUCAACACCACAGCAAUCUCCAACUUCUAGUACAGCACAUAGCUCCCAGCCAGUCUCUACAGCUUCAUAUGCUACUACUCCACCUGCUCUCAUUUCUGCUCGUGCCCAUGCCUUGCCCCCUCGAAAUAUGUCAUUAAUUCAGUAUCCAAAUGGAAUUCCAACGUUAACUUCUGCCAAUCGAAUGUCUGGCUGUAGAUACCGGUGCAACAGGUGUGGAAUAACAUUACCAUCAUUGCAUGCCAUCAGAAAUCACCAGCAGAAGUAUGUCACUUCUGUACCUACACAAUGCACACAGUGCUCUGUCCAUCUAGCCACUCUAGAUGAAGUUAUAUCCCACAUGCAAGAAAAGCAUAAUUGGAUGACUAUCUUUUAAUAGUGAUUUCAAUAUCAUGGUUUCUUAUGCUUUACUGUUAUCUGAAUAGUUUCUUUCUGUCAUAUUGGAUGCAUGACUUCCUCAUUAUGUAUGGUUGAAAAAGUACCUUUAGGCCUAUGGAGCAUUCAAGACAUUCUUCAGGAUCUCAUCCUUAUGCUUUUCAGUGCAUCAAGUUUGAACCAGGAACCUUACUCAUAAUAAAUUUAUCAGGGUUCAGGCAAGGAGCUUUAUCCUGGAGAGAACUUGAGAGCUGGUUUAUUCUGCAUGUACCAAUAUGUUCAAUGCCACCCUAAUGAGCAGGUCCUAUCUCAGGUCUAAGUUGCAUGAGGUCAUUACCUUGCAGAUGUAUCUUCCAUUACUUUGACCAUUGCAUAUGGAAAUGCAUAUAGAUGUUGCAGACACACUUUCAUUGAAUCGGCCCAUCAGUUGUUGAACGCAAGACUGAGCAUCGUGUUAAUCUCACCUCAGGGGGUCCAAGGAAUAUCCUUGGGCUAUUUCAGGGGUUCAGUGUGUGAUGUCAUGGUUGUCAGGCAACUAUUGAUGCACAAUGUACCAUUAUUACUGUUAUUGUGACCUCUUCUCUCAACUGGUGUCUUAUUACUUUCCAAAGAAUCUUGUUCUUAGUCUUGUGGAAAUGAGUCUUCCUAACCUUGAAGCUCUACUUAUUUGUAUACUGAGCAUUUAACCUUUCAUUUGAGUACGUUUUUUGCACGUUUCAUGUGGCCUCCAGUGAGACUUCCUCUGAAAUUCACUCAGUACAAAUGCAGUCUUCAGUGUGAUUGCUACUUCCACUGAUGGCAUUUAUAUGUCAGCGAUUUGUAUUGUGCGUAUAGAAUGUGCAUGUGUGUUUAUUUUUCAAAAAAGACUUCAAUUUUUCUGUUGAUGUAACUAGGCCUAGGCCUAUUUGAGCUUAGCAUCUUCCUCCAGAUGAGAUUGGAAGAUGAGAGGUAGGAGCUAGUGGGCAGUUGUCGCAGGAAGGUUCUUCUAAUAUUCCAUUCCAAAAAAAAGCAACUGAGCCCUCCCAUAAGCUUUGAGAGUGAAAUAAGUCCCUUCUUCCCAUUAAUUGUGUUGAGAAAAUUCCAUGUCAUGAUGAUGGUGAACUCUAUAUCAUCAGGAAGCUCUUUUCAUCUCCUUUGAUUCAAUAUACACGUAUAUACAUGACAACUUGUGCUGCAAUUACAACUAGGGCAACAAGGGAAGAACCAGGGUCUGUCCUGCAUGCUGCUUCUCAUUUGCUAGGGAUUUUUUUUGUGGAAUGGAAUGCUUCCUAAAAAAUACAAGUUGGUGGUUUUUCAAUGGUCAGCAUCCAAACUGACAUGUAUUACCCUCUCAGUUGUCAAAAACGAUGAGGCAGUACGGGUUGAUAUUGUCAUGGGCUAUCAGGUUAAGAUGAUAUUUCCAAAUUCAUUUUAACAUCUCUUAAAGCCACCAGGACAAUGGCAAAAUCUCAACUCUCAAAUCCCAUGAUCCCUGGUUCUUAUAGUCAUUUUUCUAUUUUGCUAUUACAACCAUGAGUAUGGUGCUUUUUUUUUUGUUGGCUUUAUUGCCCAAGAAUAUGCAGAACUGUCUGAUUGUUGAUUAAGCUAUGUUCUUUUGAUCUGAUGCUGUAUUGUCUUGUAUUUAGUAUAGAAUAAAAUUAAGA